Messenger RNA from Beauveria bassiana ARSEF 2860, 1473 nucleotides. RefSeq lists its product as uncharacterized. Gene Ontology annotation, biological process: vacuole fusion, non-autophagic. Gene Ontology annotation, cellular component: fungal-type vacuole membrane. Gene Ontology annotation, molecular function: phospholipid binding. NCBI's taxonomy places the organism in Eukaryota, Fungi, Ascomycota, Sordariomycetes, Hypocreales, Cordycipitaceae. The record is from RefSeq and is a predicted model, not a curated record. The transcript has a single exon. Bases 1 to 1473 code for a protein of 490 amino acids.
AUGCCUUCCGCCCAACAGUCGCGGCCGGUAUCGCCGUCGCCGUCGCAGCUACCGCCGGUGCCUUCAUCGCCAGUAUACUCGAUCGCUUCAACAGCCAACCCAAUGUCCCAGUUCAACUUGCCGCUACCACCACCGCCGCGGCCGGCCCACGCAGUCCUGACCAAGGCGGACCUGGACCGCUCACAGGAGGCUUACGCGUCCCUCGUCGCCUCGGCCAAGGCGUACCGGCAAGCGCUCGCGACGCUGUCGACGGCGGCCUCGGCGUUUGGCACCGCGCUCGAGUCUUGCGCGCGCCUCAAGGAAGCCCGUGCUGAGCCCAUCGGCGCCGGCGCCGGCGCGGCGGCCGGCGGCGCCAGCAUGACGGCCAGCUACACCGCCAACAAGGGCGCGUGCACCGCCGACACGCUCAUGGCCGCGUCCGGCUUGCACCACCUCAUCGCCAACCACCAGCAGAUCCUCUCCGAGACCGUCUACCGCUCGUUUGAGGUGCCGCUGCUGCACGACCUCGACAAGUGGCAGUCGGUCAUUGACGACGAGGACGAGACGUACCAGCAGCAGAUCAAGGCGCAGGCCCGCGAGGUCCGGCGCCUGGAAAAGGAUGGGCUGAAGCUGCACCGGCAGAAGCGGCGCGACGUCGCGCGCUUCCGCGCCCACCUCGUCGAGCUGACGAGCAAGCUCGACGGCAUGUCGACGCUGCACGCCGACCACGCGCGCACAUUGCUGCGCGAGAGUCAGGACACGAGCGCCCGCAUCGUCGACGCCAGCUGCAGCCUGGUCCGCGCCGAGGUGGACAUUUUCGAGAGCCUGGCCAAAAAGGGCUGGACGGGCGGCGGCCUCGAGGACCUGCUGGAAAAGGGCCAGGACCUGUUUGCGACGGACACGGACACGGGCAACCACCACCACCACAACAACUACCACGCGGGCGUCGGCGGCGGCGUGCUCGGCGGAGGGACCGGCGACGGCGGCGUCAAGCUGUUUUCCAUACUGCCGCCAAAGAGCAUCCUGCCAGACACCGCCUCGGACUCGUCGCGCCCGGGGGGGCACGCUAGGAGCGACAGCCUGCUCAGCGAUCCAGAGCGGUACCAGUCCCUGACGGCGCUGGCUACAUCCGACGGCCGAGCCGCCGACGCAGAGGCCCCCGCGGCGCCGACCGACUUUAACAAGCCGCGCAACGCGCGACCAUUUUCGCCGCAGCCCAUUCGCCGCGUCCCCAUGGAGAUUACAGAGGACUCCCUCGGUGCCUUUGGCAACGGCACGUCGAAUCAAGUGCAGCAGCAGAAGCGGGAGGCUGGCGAGGGCUGUCCUCAUGAAGAUGGCGAGUCUGCCGACGCGACCGAGGACGAGAGAAAAGAAGAAGAGGAGAACGAGGGUGACGACCGCGGGAGGCAAUCGCGGUCAGCAACGCCAGAACCAAAGGACGACACAGAGAUACUGUCGUAUGACGGCUCUCCAGGAGGAGGAUGGGGCUCCUGA